AUGCAGUCCUUCGUUUCUUCUCUUCUCCUUCCUUUUCUUUGCAUCACUGGCGCGCUUGCUGCCCCCGCCGCCGCGCCGGUCGAGAUCGAGCGGAGAGCUAUCAGCGGCGAUGUCCUGGCCAAGUUGAGCAUGUUUGAGCAGUGGGCCGCUGCGUCGUAUUGCCCAAACAACAACAACAGCCCGAACUCCAAAGUCAUCUGCGAGGCUGGGAACUGCCCGACCGUGCAGGCAGCAGACACGAAGACCGUCAUCGAGUUUCAAAACUCCUUCGCAACCGACGUAACCGGCUUCGUCGCCGUCGACAAGACCAACAAGCUCGUUGUAGUGAGCUUUCGGGGCAGCCAGUCUCUCAAGAACUGGCUCGCCAACCUCAACUUCCCGGCCACGCUCACCGACAUCUGCCCCGGCUGCACCGCGCACACCGGUUUCUGGAGCUCCUGGUUCGAGUCCCGCAAGCGCGUCCUCGCCGCCGUCGAGAGCGCAGCGGACGCGAACCCCGGCUUCCAGCUCGUCGUCACGGGACACAGUCUCGGCGGCGCGAUCGCAAACUUCGCGGCGGCGCAGCUGAGGAACGACGGGUACAAGUGUGACCUGUACACCUACGGCGCCCCCCGCAUCGGCAACGCAGCCAUCAGCGACUACAUUUCCAACCAACCCGGCGGCACCUACCGCGUCACUCACACCAACGACCCGGUGCCGCACCUGGCGCCUAUCGCCUUCGGCUUUGUGCAUAUCAGCCCGGAGUACUACAUCUCGAGCGGGAACAACGUACCCGUGACCGCGAACGAUGUGGCGGUGUAUGAGGGGAACAUCAAUUUUAGGGGUAACACCGGGAAGCUGUUCUUGGACACGGAUGCUCAUGGAUGGUAUUUCAACAAGGUUGGAGAUUGUGGCCCGGAUUUUGAGAUCUCGAAGCGGGAGUUGGAACUGGCGUAUGUUUGA
This is a messenger RNA of Coniosporium apollinis CBS 100218, 942 nucleotides long. RefSeq lists its product as uncharacterized. The record is from RefSeq and is a predicted model, not a curated record. NCBI's taxonomy places the organism in Eukaryota, Fungi, Ascomycota, Dothideomycetes. The transcript has 3 exons. Bases 1 to 942 code for a protein of 313 amino acids. Gene Ontology annotation, biological process: lipid catabolic process.